GGCAAGGCACAGCUACGCAGCACAUCGCUAGAGUUACCUACAUCAGUACUCUAGCGAACAUUCCGAGCGUUGUAGGCCUUCUACUCUUACCAUCUUCACUUAGCUACUCCCGUUGUUAUUCUCUUUCUUUCCUGUGCGUUUCCAAGUGUCUACAGUUCCAUAUUUGCUUUAAAAUCUGUAUAUAUGUACGUAUAGCGAACCCUAGCCCUUCACCUCCGUUGACGGCAACAGCCAGGCAGCGAAGCACGGCCCAGACCAGCGGGACUUUGCCUCCCUCGGUCAAAACAAUGUAUCCGUAUCCCCAGCGGCCCGGCGUGGUGUCACAGCCACCAACCGCCUUCACAACUCCGCAACAACGACCUCCAUCAGCUUACGUGCCCCCUCCACCGCCCGUCGCCGCCCCGAACUUCAACUUGGACCUAUACAGCAUGCCUUCCGGCUCUGUAACAGCGCUGCGACUAAGAGUCUCGGAGGAUGUUCGGUUAGAACCCCCGGUCCCCGUCUCCUCCUCGCUGCUCCCCUCGUCCCUCUCCGCUCAAGCGACUCCCAUCCCAGACCUCUCGCUAGAGCGGCAAUUGCUAGAGGGAAGCAGGGGGCAGGGCGAGGCAGCAGCAGCCGGCAGCAGCAGCAAUGCUGGAGGUGGUGGUGCUGGAGGGAGCGGCGGUGGAGAGGGCGGCAGCAUGGAUGAUGCGAAGAGGUACCUGGCGAGUGUAAAGUCCGGGGAGCUGCCGUCCGAUCCCGCAGUACGGCAGCUGGCGGGGCGGGGACUGCCCCCGGGCCCCGCAGCGCUGGGGGUGGUGUACGGCAGGGGCGGCCGCGGAGGCGCGGAGAAGGCUGCUGACUUCGCCUCCCGCUGCGAGCAGCUGGUCACCAUGGGCUUCCCGCUGUCCCUGGCGGCGGGGGCGCUGUCGCGGCACGGGAAUGACCUGGGGGUGGCAACGGAGGCGUGUCUAGCGCUGGCUAGCUAGCUGGGCUGGACUUCAUGUAGCUAGCCAGGUAGUGGCAGCUGGGCAGCGGGUGGCUAGGGUAGCUGAUGGUACCGCUUGUGGGAUGCUGCUGGUGUUGUUGUUGUUUGGAGCCCAGGUAGGUAGAAUGAGGAUGGAUUGGGCAGGCUAGCGAGCCGGGGAAAGGCCUUGGUACCUUUAGAGUUGGCUGGCGUUGCUAGGGUGCAUGUGGGAUACGUUGUUGGGAUACGGGUGGACUCCCGUUGUGGUGGAGCCAAGGUGCCCGCCAGGACUGGAGUGAAGACCGUUGUGACGUUGGUGACGCUCAUGAGUCACAAGGACGGGGUGAAGGAGAUUGAACUGUUGACAGCUUCAUGGCAACCAUGCGGCUGCCGACAGCGGCGGUCUUGGGGCAAGGUGAAGGCGAGGGGUUUCAUGGCUGCAGGGCCCUCUGCAGGACGGGGAGCGCCUGCAGGCCGCUGUCCGUGC
Astrephomene gubernaculifera is the source of this 1433-nucleotide messenger RNA. NCBI's taxonomy places the organism in Eukaryota, Viridiplantae, Chlorophyta, Chlorophyceae, Chlamydomonadales, Astrephomenaceae. The record is from the annotation of a GenBank genome assembly.